Molecule: messenger RNA, 2079 nt
Organism: Chaetomium strumarium
Lineage: Eukaryota; Fungi; Ascomycota; Sordariomycetes; Sordariales; Chaetomiaceae
Product: amidase signature domain-containing protein
Exons: 9
Coding region: 1-1716 (571 amino acids)
Source: RefSeq, a predicted model, not a curated record
AUGAGGCAUCUCCAAGCACGCCGUCCACGCACCGGCGUCCUAGCCGCCCAGGAAGGCUCCCUGGUCACGCUCUCCCCUGACUCGCACUACUUGGUCGCACCGCAACCGCUACCUGCUCUUCAACUAAGAGCUUACGCCGGCGAGGCAUCAAUAUUGAAACUAUCAGAACUCUGCCCUGCCACCGUUCUGCACCGGGAUGCGCCCGCCAACUUACAGUCCAAGAUUACUUCGUUUCGUCAUGACACGGAAUUCGAGCCCUGCUUUCUCGAAAUCGCUAUUAUCGCGUGCUCUGAGAAGGUACUUUCCGGCUUGGACGACGCGGUGAAGGGGCUCUUCGAUUGUGGAUGUAGAUCCGUAUUCGUCGUCCACGGCUUAGUACCCGAGGGCCCUUACUUUGUUCGGGGACAGAGCAUCUAUCGCACGUGGAGGCUGUUCCCAGACGUGUAUGAAGCGUUUCAACUGCCGACGCUUCAAGAUGACAAUUCAGAAAGUUUCACCGGCGUCUCGAUCAUGCGCGAAGGAAAGCUGAUGGUUCCUGUUCCGUCGAGGCUACAUUACCCUAGAACAGCUCAAAAACCGCUGAAUGGAGUCCGCGUAACUGUCAAGGACAUCAUCGACCUGAAAGGGGUCAAGACGACGGGUCAAUCUCGAUCUUAUGAAAAGCUCUACGGAUCCCGAGACGAAACAGCUGCCAUCAUCGCCAGGUUGACGGAGCUCGGCGCUAUCGUUAUCGGGAAGACGAAAUGCACGCAGUUUGCCUCCAGCGACCAGCCCACUGCCGACUGGGUCGACUAUCAUUGCCCCUGGAACCCCAGGGGCGAUGGCUAUCUGUCUCCUCGGGGGAGCAGCACGGGCACUUGCGUGGCGCUGGCCGGAUAUGAUUGGUGCGAUGUUGGCAUUGGCAUACGUGGCCCGGCAGCCGUUAUGGGCCUCUUCGCCCUGAGGCCGACGCAUACCCCUGAGCAUCUUCCCGGGAUCCUACCCGUUGCUGACGACUACUGGGACCAGUGGCCUCAGAAUGCUGCACGAACAGUCAUGGAAGGUGCCGUGGAGAGGCUCGAGGCAUAUCUCGGGGUGAAGAGGAUGGUAGUUAGCCUCGCCAAAAAAUGGCUUGAAGUCGACCCCUCAAGGAGCGGCUUGCCCUUGGACCAAUUCUUGCAGAACACGUUCAUGACACUUUUGUGGAGGGGCUACUACGCCAACUACCUACCGUUCCGCAAGGAAUACGAGGCGAGAUUCGGAAAUCCGCCUUACGUCCAUCCAGUCAUCCAAUCCUGUUGGAGACACGGAAAGGAGCUCUCCGCCGAGGAUGUGGCUAGAGCCCAUGAGCGUAAACGUAUCUAUGCCAAAUGGCUGCGAGAAUCCGUCUUUGGCGGUGAUGAUGAAUUCAACACCAUCAUGGUGUACCCCGUCGGGGACAUUAACCCAUUCUACCGUGAUGUGUAUCGGAAAGACCCCCUCGACGUAAAGCCAUCGUAUAGCUGGAACGAACGCGAAGACCAUCAAGCCAGCCUUGCUGGAAUCCCAAGCAUGGUUAUACCAGUCGGCCAGGUCUCGCAUCCAUCGAAGGUCACCGGUGGCGAACAAGACCUUCCAGUUGCCAUUUCCUUGAUGAGUGGGGCCGGGACCGACUCACAGCUUACGGGACUUCUCUAUGCCAUGACACGGAAUGACUUCUUCAGGGGCGAAGUACGUGUCGGUACACAUGCAUUCUAGGAAAGUGUCGAGGCGGGUGAACUCACAAAACGCUGGAUGCGACAUGUUCUUUUCUCGUUGUUAUUUUCUUUCUUUUUCUUUUCAUUCUUUCCACUAUGGAAUUCCCGUAUCAGGUUGGUAUCACUCGCCCCAAAUUCUGUUCUCUCGGUUUACACAGAUCGUGCGUUCCACUCACCGUCUCCUUACCAUGGUACGAGUUCACGACCAGGCCCCUUGGCGUACUCGGCAGGAUCCACCUGCUAGGUCUCUAGUUUUGUGCCGAUUGGUCAAUAUUCACCACCGGCACGGCUUCCGCCCUCGAUUUCAGCCUAAACCUUAACCCAGUCCAGCCUAGGCUAAACCCCCAACCCUUAUGUGUCCCGC